AUGCGUAACGAUCUUAUACAAAUCAAUAAAAUACAAAUAACACCACAACAUUAUCGAUUAUUAAGACAUAUAAUCAGAAUUAGAGAUUUUGCAGAACUUCAAAUGAAAGCUGCCAUUCGUACACUUCCCAAUGAUUACUAUUGUCUCAAACCUGGAGGGAAGGUGAACAAUGUUAUCUAUUUAAACAAAAUAACUUUCCUUGAUCUUAGUGGAUGCGGAUUAAAAUACUUUCGUCUUAGACCAUUCAGUGAAUUAAUCUGUCUCAUUCUAAAAGAUAAUAAAACUUUGAGAGACAUUAAAUAUUCUGAUGGGUAUAAUUCAUAUAAUCCAAGAUCUCGAUCGAAAUUAAACUAUGUUGAUUUAACAAAUUGUGUGAAUUCAAAUGCGAUUGCAAAUGAUUUAUAUAAUAUUAUACCAGGAAUUCAGGUAAUAACAGGUCAAACUCAAAUUACAAAUAUACCUGAGAACAACUCAACAAAUCAUAUUGAAACAGUAAAUAAUCCAGAAAUAUUUGCUUUGCAAAAUAAUCAAAAUCGUUAUACAAAGGGAUCUGAACUACAUGAAUGCUUUGAUUCGAGUAACCUUGAAGAAUUAAAUUACUUACAGGAAAAUUUAUUCGAAGAGAUGCUUUCAAGAAUAUCAUUUGUUGUUUUUACUAACAUUGAUAGAGAAGUUACAGCAAUCAAUCCGAUUAUCGAAGAAGGGGAAUUCAUAAGCGAAGAAGAAUUCGCAAAUAAAACAACUGUUUACAAUGAGUCUUUGCAAGUUAAACCAUCAUGUGAAUUCAUUGUUUGCAAAAGAGAUGAUAAAAAUUAUCAAAUAAUCAAGGAUUAUUUAGAGAAAAAGUGCGGAAUGGUUAUUGCUGAUGAAUCAAGUCAAUUUGAAUUUAUUGGCGCAGAUUUCAAAACAAUGGCUCGUAUUAACUAUGCCGGUUAUAGAUAUGCUCCAUUUAACUACAAUUUACAGUUAUUUGUUAUGAAAAAAUUAUCAUUAUCUAAUCUCGGUCUCGGAAACGAUGAAUUGAAAAUGAUUUCUGAUUGUUGUCCUUUCUUAGAAUAUCUUGACAUGAAUGGAAAUCAAAUUACUAGAUUAGACUUUAAUGGAACUGUUCUUGAUAAUUUGACGCACCUAGAUCUCGGUAAUAAUCACUUCUUUGAAGAUGGAACUGAUUAUCUGGAGAAUCAAUUGAAGUUAUUAAAGUCUCUCAAAUAUCUAGUAAUUGAAGCUAGUUUUACGAAAGAUUAUACAGAGUUUUUCAGAAAGUUUAGAGAAAUUGAGGUAUUAAACACCAUGAACAAUCCAUUUCCAUUGUCUCCACCAGAACGACUUGCAGUAAAAAUGCUGAAUUUUGAAUCAAAUAAUAUGGAUGCAAUUGAAGUUAAUAAUAAAUUAAGCAUUUCCAAGAAUAAUACAUUUCUUACCAUAAUGAAUGACAACUUCACAUAUAAAGAUGAUUUAUUCGAAGAUUCGAAAUUUCGGCGGUAUAAAGUAAGGAAUAAUGGAUCUAAUUUUGAACAAGUUGAAGCUGAUGAAGAAGAUAGAUAUAGAAAUCCUCAAGGUAAUAAAUCAGAUAAUUCUUCAUUUGAAGUAACAAAGUUAACAGCAUUUUUAGACUAUUUCCUUGUAUUCUUUGAGAAGGCGCAGUACAUUAGAUACUUUACAGCAUCAAAUGAUUGGUCAUCAUAUCCAAAAUAUAUUCAAGGAAUCACGUUCACAUUGUUUACGUAUGUCAAUCAAUUUUUUCUAUUCUUCAGAAACGCAAGAUUGGUGUUGCCUUUUGAUAAUUUUAUUGAGUUCUUUUGGUAUGGAUUACUUCCAAUUUUCAUGAUGUGGUUCAUGCAGAAACACAUUUCCCAUUCGAAAUUGAUAAAAUAUUAUUCAAUGUUUUGGCAUUUAACAAUUUCUGUAUCGAUUCUUGUAAUUUUGCUGAUAAGUGAGUUUACUUAUAAUCUUGUUGUCAAAGGAACAAAAUUCAGAUACGAAUACAUUUGGUGGGUUUUGAUAGACAUUGCAAUAAGUAUAUGUUCUUUCUUUUUAUCAAAGAAAGUCACAAGACCAAUGGAAUCAAAGGAAAUUAGAGAGUGGUCGAACAUAAAACAACAAAUUUGUUUGAGUUUUAUUGUUCUGAUGCAAUUUCCAAGUAUGGAAUUCAUGUUUAAGAAUAUGAAAUGCAAUCAUGGAUAUUAUUCAAGCUUUCCAAGUGUCGACUGUUCAUGGAAAUUGAUGCCAUCCUAUGCAAUUUUGUUUUUAUUAUUUAAUUGUUUUGCUUAUUUUUGGUUUUUCAUCAAUACAAUUCAGCACAUUCAUAAAAAUGCUCAUAAAACUCUUGAAUUGUCAGAUAAAGAAAGCUAUUGGAGAUCCAUUUGGAAUUAUUCAAAAGAUGAAGUUUGGAGAACAAUUUUCCUUCGAAUUGGUUCAGAUGAUAGUUCAAGAUUUAAAAAGUUGAAUGAAAACUUCGGGAAAUACAAUGACUUCAUGCAUUAUCAUCUAAAUCCUGCAAAAAUUUUAUCAGAAGGACGAACUUUCGCUUCCAGUUGGUUCGUUAUUCUUGAUUUUACUUAUAGAUUAUUAGUUUCCAUUGAUGAUUUCUUUGAAUUGAAAUCAAUUUUCACUCUGCUUGCAACAAUGGCGAUUUUAGUUAUUUAUAUCUUCAUCCCUUCGAAAUUCAAUUUUUAUGAAAGAGCUACGGAUUUGAUUUUCACAAUUGGAACUCUUUUCAUGUCUUUGUCAACUAUUUUUGGUAAUUUCAAACAUCAUUCAGCUUCAUCCAUUACUUUGAUAAUUGCUGUUGUUGGGUGGACCAUUUCAUACACAUUCAUGCUCAUUGGACUGAUUAUCAGCUUCCUUCCAACAAGAUUGGAGAAGGCAAACAGCUGGGCUAUGAAACGCUGGUAUACAGGUGAAAGAAUAGAGUAG
Trichomonas vaginalis G3 is the source of this 2916-nucleotide messenger RNA. RefSeq lists its product as uncharacterized. The record is from RefSeq and is a predicted model, not a curated record. The coding region runs from base 1 to 2916 and encodes 971 amino acids. Lineage: Eukaryota; Parabasalia; Trichomonadida; Trichomonadidae. The transcript has a single exon.